CGGUGGGCGGGGUUCCAGGCUCCCCAGCGCGCAGGCGCGGACCCCAUGCUCCGCGCCGCGUCUCGCUCUGUGGCCCGCGCCACGGUCCGCUGUGCGCGAAGCCCCGGGCCGCCGCAGGCUCGCACUACCAGCGCCGCCGCCAUGUCCAGGCCGUCACGGUCUGCCUCGGGCGUCCCGGUCCGGCCUGCCACUGUGCUGGGCACCAUGGAGAUGGGGCGCCGGAUGGACGCGCCGGCCAGCGCCGCGGCUGUGCGCGCCUUUUUGGAGCGCGGCCACACCGAACUGGACACAGCCUUCAUGUACAGCAACGGCCAGUCCGAGAGCAUCCUGGGCGGCCUGGGGUUCGGGCUGGGUGGCCGCGACUGCAGAGUGAAAAUUGCUACCAAGGCCAAUCCCUGGGAUGGAAAGUCACUGAAGCCGGACAGUCUCCGGUCCCAGCUGGAGACAUCACUGAAACGACUGCAGUGCCCCCACGUGGACCUCUUCUACCUGCAUGCACCUGACCACGACACUCCCGUGGAAGAAACGCUGCGCGCCUGCCACCAGCUGCACCAGGAGGGCAAGUUUGUGGAGCUCGGCCUCUCCAACUAUGCCGCCUGGGAGGUGGCCGAAAUCUGUACCCUCUGCAAGAGCAACGGCUGGGUCCUUCCCACGGUGUACCAGGGCAUGUACAACGCCACCACCCGGCAGGUGGAGACGGAGCUCCUCCCCUGUCUCCGGCACUUCGGACUGCGAUUCUAUGCCUACAACCCUUUGGCUGGGGGCCUGCUGACCGGCAAGUACAAGUAUGAAGACAAGGACGGGAAACAACCUGUGGGCCGCUUCUUUGGAAAUAACUGGGCUGAGACCUACAGGAAUCGCUUCUGGAAGGAGCACCACUUUGAGGCCAUCGCCCUGGUGGAGAAGGCCCUGCAGGUUGCCUAUGGCACCAGCACCCCCAGCAUGACCUCAGCUGCCCUACGCUGGAUGUACCACCACUCGCAGCUCCAGGGUGCCCAGGGGGACGCGGUCAUCCUGGGCAUGUCCAGCCCAGAGCAGCUGGAACAGAACCUGGCAGCGACUGAGGAGGGGCCCCUGGAUCCCGCUGUCGUGCAGGCCUUCGAUCAGGGUUGGCACCUGGUUGCCCACGAAUGUCCCAACUACUUCCGUUAGGCCCAGUCCUGACUUGGGGUGGCAGCGGGUUCACCACGUCUGCCACCUUUCAUUUCUCACUCUGGCCUUAAGCUGAUGUAGCCUUUUCUUUCCUCAUCUCAGCCCACCAUUUGUUUCCUGUACUCUCAUGUGACUCCCUGUUGCCUUCACAAAGUGUAAAGGCUGGAUUUCCCGGCCAAAUAAAGCAGGCGCUUGACCUGGGGUAGCCCAGGCCGAGCCA
This is a messenger RNA of Pteronotus mesoamericanus, 1372 nucleotides long. RefSeq names its product aldo-keto reductase family 7 member A2 (gene AKR7A2). The record is from RefSeq and is a predicted model, not a curated record. The transcript has 7 exons. Gene Ontology annotation, molecular function: oxidoreductase activity. Bases 46 to 1152 code for a protein of 368 amino acids. NCBI's taxonomy places the organism in Eukaryota, Metazoa, Chordata, Mammalia, Chiroptera, Mormoopidae.